AAAUUAUAUAUCAACCGCCGGAAGGCAACAACAACAAUACAGUUGCAACAAUAAUAAAAGGAAAUUAUUAAUGACAAGAUUAUAAACUUGUCAAUUAUUCCUCUGCUUUCUUUCUUGAAUGUUUUACAAUUAAAUGAACGAAGAAUAAUAAGCUGCCUGGCGAAGGAAAAAUGAAUUGCAAAAAACGACGCCUUGAUGAUGUCGAUCACAUUGAAUCGAAUUUAGUAACUUCGAAUUGUGAAUGUAAAUGGACAAUUUGCAAUUUCAAGGAACUCCUGGGCACAACAUUGGAAAUUAAAUCAAAUGAAUUGUCAUCGAAAAAGAAUGAAUUUUCCGGUUGGUUCGCAACUUUAAAAAUACACAACGAAGAAGACGAGGAGCAAUUUUCAUCAAGUACGGAAUCCUAUAUUUCUUUUCACAUUAAUUGUAAUGAUAAUGAUAAAUCAUUUUUAAAAUUGAAUUUCGAAUUAUCAAUACUAAAUGAAAAUGACGAGAAAUGUAACGUAACGUCCUUAAAAAAUCUCUCCCCAAUUAAUCUAAAAACAUUCGGUUUCACUAAAUUCAUAACGUGGGAUAAAUUAUUUAAUCCCAAUGAUAAACUACUGCGUGACGAUGCUGUGGAAUUUUUCAUAAAAAUCACUCUGACAGAAUAUGAAAUCAAAGGGAAAAAUUCGAAAGCGAAUGAAAAGGAAACUACAGUUGAAUUAAUUGAAAAUAAAUAUCCAAAUCUUAUGUUUCAAAAUGCCGAUUUCUCUGAUUUGACAAUUGUUUUCGAUGACGUUAAUUUAUUAGUUCAUAAAGUGAUUCUCGCUGGGAAAAGUGAAGUUUUAUAUAAAAAAAUAAAAAACCUCAAAGAUAGUGAAUUAAGAUUGCCAAUACCGCUUUCGAUUGGCCAGGAAUUGAUUGCAUUUAUUUACACUGGACAGUGUCCGAAUUUAAUGCAAUAUAUCGAUGAACUCUACGAUUGUUCAUUGAGAUUGAAAAUUGACGAUUUGAAAAUGUUAAUUGUAACAACUUUAAAAUAUUCAAUUCAAAUUGAAAAUGCCUUGAAUCGUUUGAUUUGGGCGGAAAAACGUCAUUGUACAGAUUUAAAAAUUCAUGCGAUUAAUUUUAUAAAAUCUGAAAUUCCAAAGAUAAUUGCAACUCCGGAAUUUCAAAAUCUUAUUGAAAAUUAUCCAAAUCUCACAAGGGAAUUAUUUUUUGCCACUGUUGAAAAUUAUGAAGGACAAUCAUAGAAAAUUUUUAGACACUUGAAAAUUCAAUUAGUAAUAUUUUUAAAUCUUCGUUUAUUCUGUUCUUUUUUUAUUGAACGAAAUUUGCAACCAGUUUACUUUUUAUAAAGAUUUAUAUAUA
This is a messenger RNA of Leptopilina heterotoma, 1353 nucleotides long. RefSeq names its product speckle-type POZ protein-like. Gene Ontology annotation, cellular component: cytoplasm. The transcript has 2 exons. NCBI's taxonomy places the organism in Eukaryota, Metazoa, Arthropoda, Insecta, Hymenoptera, Figitidae. The record is from RefSeq and is a predicted model, not a curated record. Gene Ontology annotation, biological process: proteasome-mediated ubiquitin-dependent protein catabolic process; regulation of proteolysis. Gene Ontology annotation, molecular function: ubiquitin protein ligase binding. The coding region runs from base 171 to 1235 and encodes 354 amino acids.